Erpetoichthys calabaricus (reedfish) is the source of this 1569-nucleotide messenger RNA. RefSeq names its product amnion associated transmembrane protein (gene amn). Lineage: Eukaryota; Metazoa; Chordata; Cladistia; Polypteriformes; Polypteridae. The transcript is spliced from 11 exons. The annotation marks the transcript as partial. Gene Ontology annotation, biological process: receptor-mediated endocytosis; intracellular protein localization. Gene Ontology annotation, cellular component: apical plasma membrane; endocytic vesicle. The record is from RefSeq and is a predicted model, not a curated record.
UGGCCUGUAAACUCCAGCUUGUUUGGCACCUCACGGCUGCCUGCUCUUUCAGGCUUCGGCAGUGCUUUAUACAAACGAUGGAUCCCUGACACCAACUAUGAGAAUUCUUCAAACUGGGACAGAGGCCGCGUCCCGUGUGGCACAGACCGAGUAGUCUUCCUACCAGAGAAGAAAGUCUCUGUUUAUGUGGAGUCAUCCCAUAGCAUCCUGGACCUGAACCUGCCCCGGGAUGCGGAGUUCAUUUUUGGCCACGAUGCUGAAUUUGCUGCAAGCCGUGGAGCACAGGAUCCUGGAUGUGAUGGAGGCACCAUCACAUUCCGAGACCCUGAUGCACACCAGUGGUAUGACCCCACCUUGUGGCAGGCUGCUGUCAGUGAAGAUGACCUGGACACCGGACACUACCUGUUCACCGUCCAUGAAGAGAGUGUCCCUUGCCACCACGACAGUGUGCUAUUCAGGUCGCAGUCAUCCUUUCGGGUUGGCAUGGAUUCAGAUGAUCAAUCAAUCAUCCUGCGGAGCAUCUCAGUCCUGGGCACGAAAUUCAUCAAUGACAAGGAUUUUCAGGAAUUUCUGAAGACCAACACUGGAAAGCUGCAGUUCCCUGACUUAACAGCCAUUCGAGUGACAAACGAGAGGUGCAGGGAGAAAUCGGGCUGCGAGUGUGGGAAUAGCGCGAAUCACAAUCGCAUCUGUGCCAAUCUGCUAAGGCAUUCAGAAUGUCCAGCCAUCGAGUGCAAGGAGCCCCUAAAUCCAGUUGGCCACUGCUGCCCCGUCUGUGGUGCCACCCUGACUCUCCAAUACACCGAGACCUUUGACCUGGAGCUCUACAGAAGCCGCCUGCAGCAUCUUUACCUGAAUACGCCCAUGUACAGCAGCAUUCAGAUGGCCAUGUCCAAAGUGCCUAAAGCACCAGCCAUUACAGGGCUUGACCAGAGGGAAGCAGCGACAGUUAUCCAGGUGCUUCUCUUGGAUCAAGAAACAGGAGAGAAUACAGGAAGGCUGGCUGUAGCCCUGGCCAUGGAGAUCAUGAAGGACAUUAACAGCCAAGGUGCUACCUUUGGGAUCACAAAGGGGGAGAUUCAGACAGCCACCGGCUCUGGGAGUGAGAGGCACACUGGAGGCAUGACGGGCGGUGCGAUUGCUGGCACUGUGAUUACACUGCUCCUGCUUCUGCUUGGUUUUGCUUCCCUUGUUGCACUAUUCAUGAGGGGUUCACUCAGGUUUCCCACACUUCCUUUCCUGAAAAAGGCAGACGGAGACAUGGAGACUCUUGGAGGACCAAUUGACAAAGGAUUUGAUAACCCCAUAUUUGACACAGAUAUGCCAACGAAUUUGCCAGGCCUGUACUCUACAAAUGAGGCCCUAAAAACGGUCAGCUACAGCAGCUCCGGUGUGCACUUUGUGAAUCCCGUCUAUGAUGAGACAGAGUUCAACAUCUGAGCCUCUGUGAUCCCCCAACACGAGAGGUUUCUGGCCUUGAAUUUUUGUCAGUUUGGAUUCUCCAAUGGUGUAGAUGAUUCUGAGAAGUCUGAAAUCACCUAAAAUUCUGGCUAACAAAAUUUAUUGACA